This is a messenger RNA of Trematosphaeria pertusa, 1878 nucleotides long. RefSeq lists its product as uncharacterized. The record is from RefSeq and is a predicted model, not a curated record. The transcript has a single exon. Bases 35 to 1555 code for a protein of 506 amino acids. Gene Ontology annotation, cellular component: mitochondrion. NCBI's taxonomy places the organism in Eukaryota, Fungi, Ascomycota, Dothideomycetes, Pleosporales, Trematosphaeriaceae.
CGCUCCUUUCACCCCUUCUAUUCGUCUGCGACCGAUGUCUGUAUGCUCAACGGGCGUUAGAGCACUAUCACGCUCCCGAAUUACUCCCUCCAAGACGCUGGCUCCAUUCCUCUAUCAGACUGCGACGAUUCUGCAAUGGAAGCCGAUCGCGCAACCAAUUGCGCGUCGAGCCGCUUCAUCAAGAUCGAAUCCCGAAGAUGAUAUCCCCUUUGAAGAUGGCGUGCUUCCGCCUGCCGAAGACGAGGUGAAUACGGCGAGAAAGAGCACAAUAACAGGCUCUGAGCGUGCCGCGUUUGAGAAGCUCUACAAAAAGUUCAACGCUCCCCCGGGCCGCCCGAAGCAGGCUCGAGACGACGACACAGACCAGAUCGCAGACGAAUACUACGAAGAUGAUGACGACGAUCCUUCCUCCUCGACCCUCGACGCAGUUUUCGAUGCCGUGCUUUCGGGCAAACAGACUCCUCGAACACCAAAGCCAAAGGCGUGGAAGCCCAGGAAGACGGAGGAUCUCGCCACGCUAGCGAAGGAGAUACUGAGGCCUGAAACGGAGAAGGCGAGGGAUAGGCCAAAGCGAGAGGCUGCGGCGAAAGCACAAAAGAUCAGGAGGAUUCAGGAUGAGGAGAGGGAGAGGGUGAAGGGGCUGUUGGAGGGCGCACAGACGGAUCGCGAGCUGUGGGAGGUACUGGAGAGGGAGGUUUUUGGAGUAAUUAAGAGCUUAGAUUUGGAUGGGACGAGGAAGGCUGAGGCCAGCAAGAAAGGCAAAGGCAAGCAGAAAGAUACCCCCGCGCAACCUCCUUCGCUCCCUGAACUCGACGCCGCCGCUCCCCGCUUCCCCACAUCGCCCACAGAUAAUAUCUACAAGCCCCCAAAACGGGACACCACCCGCCACGACCCCAGCAUCGUCUUUCCAAACUUCCCUCAUCAUCUCAUCGUGGCUGCCAAAACCUUGCGCACGGACUUCCCCGCCUCCCCGCUCCCCCUCAGCAUCAUACCGACCCUUAAGUCGCUCGGCCGCUCCUCGUACGCCCUCGGCGCCACCACCUCGCUCUACAAAAUUCUCCUCCGCACCGCGUGGCUGCAGCACCACUCCUACACGCAAGUCUGCUCUCUCCUCCAAGACAUGGACAACGGGGGCAUCGAAUGCGAUUACGGCAUCCUCAACCUGCUCGACGAGAUUAUCUCCGAGUAUCGCGUCGCGAGGAGCGGGAAGCUGGGCAGGGGUAUGCAGGUCGUGCUAGGCAUGGAGCAGUUCGAGGAGGGGAUCAAGAGGCUGAGGGUGUGGAGGGACAUGAUUGCGAGGCGGUUGGGGGACUGGGGGAAGAGGAGAGCGGAGGAGGGGACUGUAGUGAGGAGGGUGAGGCCGGGGUUGAGGCAGGGUGCUGUGACGGGGCCGAGGGAUGAGCUGACGGUUAGGAGUAGGGGGUCAGAUAUGGUGGCGGUUGGUGCGCUUAAUGAUGAUGUGCCGCUCGUAGGAGAUGGAGAGGAAGACAUGGUCUUGCGGGCGCAUAGGAAUGCGACUGUGGGCGCCAGUUCAGACGUGAACUCUUUCCGUUAACCGUGGAGCGGAGUCUGGUUCAGGUAGUGGACCGUGAGAGUCAUAUCUUUGGGUUAGCCUGAGACUCACUAGGAAGAAUACGAGGAGUGGGUAGUCCCAUAGCGGACUUGUUACUACAGCAUUAUGUGUACGAUAUCCAUGAGCUUUACAAUGGAGUUGGGGAGCGGAGCACCACGUAUGGACAGGGGCUGGGUAGAGAUAGAAAAAGUGUAAUGUAUACUCCUCUAUGAGAAGCCGCUUAUAGAAUUAAUUCGAGGCCUCUAGACCUUAGAUAGCCCUGCGGGCAUCUUAAGCCACUACAACACCGUAGAUUACCGAGGCUG